Molecule: messenger RNA, 1971 nt
Organism: Schizosaccharomyces cryophilus OY26
Lineage: Eukaryota; Fungi; Ascomycota; Schizosaccharomycetes; Schizosaccharomycetales; Schizosaccharomycetaceae
Product: asparagine-tRNA ligase Slm5
Exons: 3
Coding region: 162-1496 (444 amino acids)
Biological process (GO): asparaginyl-tRNA aminoacylation
Cellular component (GO): mitochondrion
Molecular function (GO): ATP binding; asparagine-tRNA ligase activity; nucleic acid binding
Source: RefSeq, a predicted model, not a curated record
UUUCGUGUAUAAAACGGAUUUCAUGUACGAAAAACCCAUUUAUUUUGAUGUAAAUUUCCAAGAAAAUUGACUUUCCGUCUACCUUUUUUGCAUGUUUCCUUUAUAUAUUAUUUAAUACAGUUAAUAAUUUUUACUGCAUAAUCAUUUUGUAGCACUCAUUUAUGAAGCAGUUUCUUCCAACAACAUUGAAAAGCCUGUGGAAAAAACCACAAAUUGGGAACGUUGUAGAUGUGUAUGGGUGGAUACGAUCGCUUCGGAAAUCCAAAAAUGUGUGUUUUGCUAUGGUCUCUGACGGCACGUGUCAACAGCCCAUUCAGGUGGUAGCCACUCCAGAGCAAGCUCAUUUAUUAUCUUACGGUGCUAGUGUCAAGGUCCAAGGAAAACUUGAAAUUUCUAAGAAAGCAGCUCUCGGAAAGCAACAGUACGAAUUAUUAGCUGAAAAGAUCGAUCUUUAUGGAAAAGUAAACAAUGACUAUCCAAUUCAAAAGAAAAAUUUGACGACAGAAUUUUUGAGGCAAUAUCCUCAUUUAAGAGUUCGCACUGCGAAACAAAAUGACAUGUUUCGUCUAAGGUCUGACACCUUGGAAGGAUUACGGUCUUUUUUAGCAAAGAACGAUUUUAUUGAAACCAAUCCCCCUCUUUUAACAUCUUCAGAUUGUGAGGGUGCUGGUGAAGUGUUCCUAGUCACCCCUCAUUCAAAAGAAAAUGACUUUGCUGGUAAUUCUAAUGUUUCAAACAAGGAUGAGCAAAAGUCUUUGUUUUUUGGAACGCCGACAUUUCUGACCGUCUCUACCCAGCUUCAUUUGGAAGCGUUGGCCCUUGGAAUGUCUCGGGCUUAUACGAUUACACCAGCUUUUCGAGCAGAGAAUAGUCAUACGAGUCGUCACUUGGCAGAAUUUUGGAUGCUUGAAGUUGAAAUUGCCUUUAUAGAAUCAUUGGACACCCUUACGGAUGUUGUAGAAGACCUUAUCAAAUAUCUGAUUCAAUAUCUUCAAGAAAAAGGACAUUAUCGGGAGCAUUGGAAUCAUGUAUUGAAACAGUGGCAUCGAAUAUCAUAUACAGAAGCAAUGGACGCUCUAAAAAAUUCAAGCAACGCUUGGCAUGAUCCUCCAGAAUGGGGCAAUGAUCUUAGCAGUGAACAUGAACGCUAUCUGACAGAUGCUUAUUUGAAGGGACCUGUAUUUGUGACCGAUUACCCUGCUUCUAUCAAGCCUUUUUACAUGAAGCCCAGCUCAAAUAACACUGUCGCAGCAAUGGAUUUAUUAGUCCCGCAAGUGGGAGAAUUAGUCGGUGGAUCCUUGCGGAAAGAUUCCAUUACUUCGGAGGAAGUGCCAAAGGGAUUAGAAUGGUAUUCUGAAAUGCUUCAACAAGCCAAUACCCCUCACGGUGGUUUUGGGCUUGGUAUUGAACGAUUGCUAGCGUUUCUAGAAGGUAAUGCAACAAACGUACGUGAAACCAUUCCUUUUCCACGCUCUUCCGGAUCAAUAUUUGCUUAAACUAAUCUCGCAACAAAUUACCUCACAAUGGAUGAGAGAAUUGAGCAACGUUUACCUUUUGCUGAGAUUUACCAAAUUCAUGAUUAAAUUGAAUGCUUAUUCUCGUCAAAAUUUCUAGAAAUGAUGAGGUCCUCCAGAAAGACAAAUUGACUGUAGAUUCCUUCAUAAGAGUCAUUAACGUUAUACAAUGUUGAAAUGUCUUUCGAAUCUAGAAUAUACGGAACUUCAAUUUUGGCCUUGUCACGUUAGUAAUUCUCACGGGUUAUGAGAACAAAUAUAGAUUGGAAGUAGUAACUACAGUUGUAGAAUUGUAUAUGUUAAUUGGACUCUGGUGUACUACGUACAUAGAAGCUAGGAAUGUCCAGGGAUCUGGUUAAGUGCUUCGAUGAUCUUAUUCAACCACACCAUUCAAAUAUAUAUCCUCGCUGAGACAGCUAAUGUAAUCUAUAUCUUUGUAUCUCUCACUGGUUUCCCU